Messenger RNA from Xylona heveae TC161, 222 nucleotides. RefSeq lists its product as hypothetical. The transcript is spliced from 2 exons. The record is from RefSeq and is a predicted model, not a curated record. Lineage: Eukaryota; Fungi; Ascomycota; Xylonomycetes; Xylonales; Xylonaceae. Bases 1 to 222 code for a protein of 73 amino acids.
AUGGGGUUGAAGGUCUUGCGCGGUAGUGGUGGAACAUUGACACUAGCCCUGCUAUCCACGGCCUUUUCACCUAUUAGGAAGAAGAAAUUCGCCAGCCCAUAUCGAAUUCUCACUGAAAAUCUUCGAAUGCGUAAAGCAAGUUUAGAAGUCGAUUGGGCUUUUAAUCUUCUCUUCUCUCAUUACUAUCUUACUCAAGAGCAACAAAAAUCUAAUGCCAAGUAA